AGACGUUCCUCGUAUCAUCAACAAGCACAGAAAUGGUGGCACCAUUAAAACAAUGGUUUGCCAGUUCCUACUCUACAUUCCAGGGGUAUCUUAACUUUAUGGGUACAAUGGCAUCAACAAUACAAUACAGUUUUUAAGAUUACAAUACAAUACAGUUAUUAAUAUUACAGUAGUAUUACUAUUAGAGACACGGUAAUACACUUCUCAACAUUGCAUUUCAACUUUACAUCAGAGUUUAGUAAGGUGAUGGAAAUGUGUGAAUGUGCAGAUCGACUCCCUUACAAGCCAGUUCCUGUCCUUUUGAAAUGCAAGAAGGUUCGAGCAUCCUUUUCAAGCAGUUUAGUGAAACACAAGACUUACAACUUGGUAACAAAGAAGCAAAGUGUGUUUUGUCCUUUGCACCAAAAGAAGGAGGGGUCAAAGCCUAGUAAAAAAAUGCUAGUAAAAAACUCAGUAAUAGGUUAACUGCUAUUUUAUCUGAAGAGAUUUUCCACCUAGAGGAGGCGCAACAUUAUAUAUAAGGAGCUAUUCCUUACGCGGUAAUAAUGAAGAAAUCGUCCACAUUUCUAAAUGACACAAAGGGUUAAAGUGACAACCUUCCAAUGUUUCUUAUGCCAAAGCGUCAGCUAAUGAAAAGCCAGAAGUUAUAGAGUGAACCCGCCAGGAGCGACUGCAUGAACUUCACAAAUUCUCAGUAACCUACGGCUCAGAUUUUCUGCGACAUCAUCCUCCUUAUCAAAUCCAUGGCUCGACCUAUCCCUGGGGUACUGCCCCUGAACCUGCCACUGCUAACUCUGGUUUUGGGCAUUGGUGGCACGUUUCAGUAUGGUCUACACAUUUCUCUUAUCAAUUCACCCUCAAAAUAUGUUCAAAGGUUUAUCAACAGCACAUGGGAGAAACGGUAUGGCACGAUCCUACAUCCAGACACCAUCAUGUUACUUUGGACCACGAUUGUGUCUGUAUACAGUAUCGGCGGACUCCUGGGCUCUUCAAUAGUGGGACAUCUGUCAUUUGUCUUUGGAAGAAAGAAGACCCAGCUGUAUAAUAAUCUGGUUGCUAUACUAGGAGCUGUGCUGAUGUGUAUGAGCCGUGCUGCCCAAUCAUUUGAGAUGAUCAUGUUGGGGAGGUUCCUCUAUGGAAUUAAUGCAGGUGUAAGUCUGAAUCUUCAUACAAUGUAUAUUGGGGAGUGCGCCCCUCAGAGUAAACGUGGAAUUGUCACUGCGUCCGUUUCUUUUGCCAUUGCCAUGGGAAGAUUCAUGGGCUUUGUCAUAGGACUCAGGGAAUUACUAGGGACAGAGGAGCUGUGGCCGUACCUUUUGGCAUGUAGUGCAGUUCCAGCACUCAUUCAGUUGUUAACACUACCCUUUUUCCCAGAGUCUCCUAGAUACCUUCUUAUCGACAAAGGUGACAAAGAAGGUUGUCUAAAAGCUAUGCAGCAGCUGUGGGGUCCAGGAGAACAUAGCACGGAAUUAAAGAGCAUGUUGGCAGAGAAAGCAGCAAUAGGAGAACAAAUGAAAGGUCUGAAGGAUCUCCUGGUAGACCGCACAGUGCGCUGGCAGAUUAUCUCAGUGCUGUUGAUUUGUGGAGCUAUGCAGCUUAUAGGCAUCAAUGCGGUUUACUUUUAUGCGUAUGACAUAUUCCAUAAUGCAGGUAUUCCAGCCAAUGAAGUGCCCUAUGUCUCCCUUGGAAUCGGAUUAAUGGAAAUGCUCACUGCAGUGCUAUGUGGCUUUCUCAUUGAUCGUCUGGGCAGAAAAACAUUACUGUGGGUGAACUAUACGAUUUUGGCACUGUCAUUGUCCUUUCUCACUGCCACACUUACCUUUCAGGAUAAGUAUUCUUGGCUGCCAUAUGUCUCUUCAAUGUUGAUCUUCAUCUUUACAAUGAGCUUCGGCUUGGGUCCAGGUGGUGUCACUUGUGUCCUGCCCACCGAGCUGUUUGUACAGUGCUACCGACCAGCUGCAUAUGCCAUAUGUGGAGCCUUCCUUUGGCUGGGAUUAUUUGUGAUCGGAUUGGCGUUUCCAUUCAUUGAGGAAGCAUUGGGAACAUUCUGCUUCAUUUUCUUCUUGGUUUAUUGCAUUUUAAUGGCUAUGUAUUCCUUCUGGAUACUGCCAGAGACCAAGGACAGGACUAUGAUGGAGAUCCUGGAAUCCUUUAACAAGCUUAAUUUUGGAGCUAAGAAAGACAAAGAGGAUAAGCUUGUUUGUACCAGACUUUAACUUAAGGCUUGAAGACAGUGGGGGAUUUAUUACGCCUGGCAGCUCAAAUGCAGAAUGGUUUAAGAUGCACCAGUUUGGCACAAGCCUCUUAAUAAAUUUGAUGCAUCUCACGCACAGCUAUGAGCAAAGUAGAUUUGUGACAGAACUAACACCAAUUUUUUGAGUAGGGGAACGUUAACACGAGCGGACCCACAGUGUAUUUU
Hyla sarda is the source of this 2419-nucleotide messenger RNA. Its product is annotated as solute carrier family 2, facilitated glucose transporter member 11-like. NCBI's taxonomy places the organism in Eukaryota, Metazoa, Chordata, Amphibia, Anura, Hylidae. The coding region runs from base 744 to 2216 and encodes 490 amino acids. The record is from RefSeq and is a predicted model, not a curated record. Gene Ontology annotation, molecular function: hexose transmembrane transporter activity. Gene Ontology annotation, cellular component: membrane. The transcript has 13 exons. Gene Ontology annotation, biological process: monosaccharide transmembrane transport.